CUAAAAAGUGGUUUAGAAGUUACUUGAAUUGAAAUCUAGGAACAAAAAAGAAAGAAGAAUUGAGGGUGAUGGUGGUGGAAGAGUGAUGGGUGUUGAGUGGGUUUUGGUGUGCCACGGCCUGGUGACUGCUCUGGUUGUUGUCUCCUUCCUCUGCGGCCGCUGGCCAAUCUUCGAAGGCACUUUCAUCCAACGCAUUCACUACUUCCUCACUUUCGGCUUCUACGAUUACUUCCUGCGUUUCGUCGGUGCCGUUUUCGGCGCCAAGGGUGCGGAUGCAGUUCUCUCCGUCGAAAAUUUCUGCUGCGAUCGCCCCAAUCCUCUUCUUCAGAUCAUAUAUCUCGCCAUAAUCGGUUCAACAUAUUAUUUCGUUGUAAAAUCGUGUUUUGCAUAUAUUCCUGGAUACUACUUAGGUGAUUUUCACAGGUACACAAGCUUCUUGGCAGUUGCUGUUGGAAUUCUGCUCUUUCUUUUGACCAGCUUUUCUGAUCCAGGGACAGUGAAGGCUCAGAAUGUUUCUCACUAUCUUUCUGCUUAUCCUUAUGAUAACAUUAUUUAUGAAGAGAAGGAGUGUUCCACUUGCAAAAUUCUCAAACCUGCUAGGUCAAAACACUGCAGCAUUUGUGAUCGAUGUGUUGCACGCUUCGAUCAUCAUUGUGGAUGGAUGAACAAUUGCAUAGGGGAGAAAAAUACUCGGUACUUCAUGGCUUUUCUUUUAUGGCAUUUCCUUUUGUGCAUGUAUGGCACAGUUGCCAUUGGGUUGGUUCUUGCUGGAAGACUAAAAGAAUUAAAAGUUGUCUAUAUUCUAACUGUUUAUUAUGGAGUAGAAAAUUCUUUUUUGGAUUUAGCUCCUCAUGUUGUACAGUGGUUAUUGGGAUCGUACAACACUCAGAUACUGCUUAUGGUUUUCCUUGCAAUUGUUGCAAUGCUGUUGGCUGGUUUCUUUGGUUACCAUGCAAAGCUUUGCCUUAGCAACACUACCACUAAUGAGACCUACAAGUGGCAAGACUACAUGGACUGGCAAAGGAAGCUCAAAGAAGCACAGGCUAGUGCUGAAGCCCUAAAACAAAGCAUCAAUGGAAUGACCAGUGAAAAGCGACCUGUGGUAAGCAAAUGGAGAUCUUUCUUCCGAAGAUCACCUCUUGAAGAUGUGGUAGUUGUUAAGAAUAAUAUUUACGAUAAAGGAUUCAUUAACAAUAUCUGGGAGGUUAUUUCGCCUCUCUCAACGAGGCGAACACUGACCCAAACCAAAUUGAAGUCCAGCUGAGUACACUCGUAACAUACGUCUUUUCUUAGUUAUUGAAGACCUUGAUAGUUAGGUUGCACAUAAAUUGAGUUGGUAGCCUGUUUAUACGGCUGUUUAGCCUAAUAAAUCGUCGUGAAAAGUGAAAACCAUAAUGCUAUAUUAUUCCUGUUGAGGAGUCAGUGAAGGACUAGUUGUUAGUUAGCCGUUGGCUUUGUAACGUGACUGCGUGCAUUUCUUUUGGGAGGUUUCUGUUGUAAUAUUAGUUUUUUUUAAUUUAAUUUUAUCAUCCAGCAAAGGAUAAAAUGUAUAAGUAGGUAGUGCUUUUGAAAUGGGGUGAAAUAGAUAUAUGAGCAAGUGUUGGCAUACAAUUAUAAGGGGGUUUGAAGUUUGAAACAUUUUCUUUAUUGAUCGUCUUUCUGGUGUCUUAUUUUUUACUUCGAUUU
This is a messenger RNA of Arachis stenosperma, 1686 nucleotides long. Its product is annotated as probable protein S-acyltransferase 17. Gene Ontology annotation, biological process: protein targeting to membrane; peptidyl-L-cysteine S-palmitoylation. Gene Ontology annotation, molecular function: protein-cysteine S-palmitoyltransferase activity. The coding region runs from base 86 to 1264 and encodes 392 amino acids. The record is from RefSeq and is a predicted model, not a curated record. The transcript is spliced from 10 exons. Gene Ontology annotation, cellular component: Golgi apparatus; endoplasmic reticulum. Lineage: Eukaryota; Viridiplantae; Streptophyta; Magnoliopsida; Fabales; Fabaceae.